UGUGGACUUCGUACAGGAAUCGAUGUUGAUGAGGCUAAAGUUUUGUUCCAAUCCACGGUGAAUGCUAUCAUCUAUCUCCUGUGGGAUUGUCCUAGAUCUCCCACAUUUCUUGGAUACUGAUAUUGGUGAAGUGCUUGCCCCUGUUUCAUGACUGAAGAAUAGUCAAAGCAGCAAAUCUUUGCUCGAAAUUGGCAAACUUGGGGUGAAUUAAUUAUCUUGGCAAUCUUUGUGUCGUAUCCGUAUCGAGAUUGUACCACUUCCGGCUUUUCGUGUCUUUGGUGCGAUUUGGCCAUGGCCUCCGAUCUCAAAACUAGUGGAAUCGGUGAAACAAACUAUGGUGGAUUGGGUGGGUCGACAUGUCAGAACGUGGCUACAUUCGUCCACAAAAUACCAUCUCCUACACCAACGAGCGUAAUACAGUUCUACAACCAACACAAUUCCUACAACCCAGACAAUCACAGACACACCAUUCUUGAGGAGCCAUCUAAAGACGCUACUGCCUCCGUCACGAUGACGUCAUACAAGCUGGAUACUGGUGUUUUCCUUCAGCAGUUUACGAACAGCGUCAGCCGGGCCCUUCAUAAGCAGACGUGUAGCUGCAGCGGACGAUCCUACUCGGCAGACGAACUCUUUCUGAGGAGUAAUCCCGCCAUUUUUGCUACGAAUGUCACCGAGUCGUGCAGUCGACAAUCCACUGCCGACUCGUUACCGUUCGUGUCCAGAUCCGGCUGUAUGGCUAAACACAAGACAGAUGCAUCAACGGCAAAACACUCUUCUUCUUCUCCGAAUAUGAAAUUGGAGUAUGAGUUUAUUCCACGUGGUAGUCCAACCCACCGCAUGAAGAUCAAGAUGCUAGGAGAUGCCUCUCCGAUGAAAAGAUUGAAACGGCAGUCAAAUUUACCGGAGAAAAUGAACGUGACCGAUAAGAAUGGACAGAACUGGCAGGUUGUUCAGAACUUCCCGAAGCACGUGAAUAGGUCAUCUUCACAUCAAAACCCAUCGUGCUCUUCGCAAGAGCUCGAGUUGCAGACACCGCCAAACACAUCUCGUCUCGCUAUGAUGGAGGUAGGAAGAAGCAAACAUGACGCGUCUGAAAGAAAUUCCCCAAGACAUCGAGGUAUCCACCUCCCCAAACACAUCACCAAUGAAACUGAUAUCACUCACAACAACAGUUUAGAGCACAUACAAAUACAAAAUGCUCCAUCUCCGGGUCCAACGCCCACUGAUCUACCAGUCAUAGACCUUGAAUCAACCCCUGCCGACGGCUUUCUGUCCAGCCGAAACACGCCUCGCGAAGCCGAUCGAAAGUUCAUCCUCUCGCUGUUAAAUUCAGCAGUGAGAAAGAGACAAAUUACGUACGAGGACUUCCUCAAAAGAGCAUCUCAGCUGACAUCGGCCUUGUCUAACAGGGACAAUAACGAAGACGGGUUGGUUGAGAGUCGAAACCAGAAUAAUAACAGUCCUUCAUCUGAUGUGUCUGAACUCAAGAGUGGGGGUACGCACCUCCCGAGUUUAAACGCCUUUGACAAGACUGGUGAGCAAGUACCGGCCCAACAUCACCUACCAACACAACUGGAAGACCUGUACACGAAGGGACGUCUGAAGAUUCUUAAGUUUGACAUUGGAGGAGUGCUUCCCGACAAUUUCCUUCAAAAGGACAGGGACAAACUUCGACAGAUGUAUCCAAUGUAUGACUGGCGUGUUGGGCAGGGUGCAAGGUUGGUGAAAAUGAAACACUCACCCGUUAAAACAGUUGCACCAAACAAAAAGGACAUUCUGGCGACAAAUUGUACGCUUCAGCUUCCGAAAAUGUUCCCCAAAGAUGGAGGGAAAGAUUUACGGGACAAAGGACAUAAUUGGCGAGACUGGAAGAGCCCAAGGAGGGCUGUAGGUGUGAGGGGCGACAGCUUUGCAGUGACCGAUCAAUCUGAAGCUACGAAUGGGAGUAAAGUCAAAGAUGGGGAAAGUGGAGCGGCCGCGAUGGAAGAGGAGCGUGUUGGGGACGGCGAGGCCAUGGAGGAAAUGCGUCCGUGUUCGGGGUCGAUGAUCCCGAGGCAGCCUCCACCAACUCCGAUGGAGAGUAGACGUAAACAAACAUUGGAAACACUCAAAGAAAUAGACUAGCUGCGUGGACGAACUGUCGUCACAUUGUGUAAAUUGUUAUAAAUGUACCAAUAACUGUUUGUUGUGUUUAUCGUUUUAACAAUUUUACUAUAAGGAAGCACAGGCAUGAUACUUCACAGAGGCAACGAAGGUGAUUGUUUCCCCAUGCCCUCUGGUCAUUACCUUGGUGCCCUUGAAAACCUCCUAAAGAACGUUACAAUUUCCUGAUAGGGUGCCUUUUACCAAGGAGAAAAUGGCUAAGUGCCCUUGCCCUUUAAAAAAAACGAAGCAUACAGGCCUGGACAAGCUCCGUAAACGAACUAUCAUUUUGGCAUAGACACAUUGUGUGAAGUGUUAUAAAUGUACUAAUAACUGUUUGGUUUGUUUAUUGUUUCACCAUUUUCAUAUGGAAGCAAAUAACUACCCUGGGCCCAAUUUCAUAAAACUGUUAGGCAGAAAAUACUGCUUGAUAAUUUUCUUUGCUAAGCAAAAAUUCU
This is a messenger RNA of Asterias rubens (European starfish), 2600 nucleotides long. RefSeq lists its product as uncharacterized. The record is from RefSeq and is a predicted model, not a curated record. The transcript has 2 exons. The coding region runs from base 292 to 2124 and encodes 610 amino acids. Lineage: Eukaryota; Metazoa; Echinodermata; Asteroidea; Forcipulatida; Asteriidae.